AUGGCCUCUUCCAAUACUGCCCCUUCGCACCCGAAGCCAACCCUUCCAAGAUUCACUAUUCCCUGUGGUGAUCACUUUCACUCGCGCGAACCCUCCCCCUCAUCUUGCGACACUCCAGACGGAUCUACAUCUAGCAGCAGCCGUCGCCCAUCCUUCGGUUCGAUCAAAGAGGACGUCGACGGCAUUGCGCAAUCAUUUGUAGACACUCACCACGUGCCCUCCCCCACGGAGCCAAAAGAGUCUCCCAAGCCCGAACCUCAAGAGAUGCAGCCCACACCCGACUUUUGUUGCCCAUGCGGUGGUUUCCUGGGAUGGAAGCAGAUUCGCCUCAGCGGUAAAAGUUUGAGUCGCAGCUUCGGGGAUCUCCGAGGACUGAACAACCUGCAAGGCAAAGGCUGGGCGUGGGAGACGACCGAAUCGGGACGAGAGUUGGUUCCUCCAAAAGCCCCGGAGGUAGUAGCGCCCCCUGCUGGAAUCCCGCCAGGAACAUCGGCUCUGGAGAAACUUCCCUCUGAAGUUUUGGAUCAAAUCAUCUCGAACUUGGCUCUCGAUAUUCCGCCGAAUGGAUACACCCCUCGCAAUGUCGACCUGGUUUCGUGCCUCCUGAGCUCACGCACUUUGCAUGCGGCAACUUUGAGUGUGCUUUACAGGAACAUGACCUUCCCCCACUCGAUCAUCUUUUCCAAGGCCCUCAGCCAUAUCUCAUCUUACCCAGCUCUCGGUACGCUAGUGCGCCGGUUGGAUUUCUCCCACUUCACCUCAGUGGGCCUAGGUCGGACUAAGCAGAUGAAUGCCGAGAUCCAGAACCUUACUUCGCGGACUCUCUUGCAGUGCUUGGACCUGUUGCCCAAUCUGAGGGAGUGUCUGCUGCAGGAACAUCUUGAGGGCGAUUUGAGCGUGGAUGUGGUUCGGAAGCUGUUUAUUGGCUUGCCAAUUCUGCAGGCCGUGGAUCUUUGCGGCUGUUCUACCCAAUCCUUCUCCUUGGUCUUCCAAGAGGCUCUGACCGGUGGUCCCACCUUGCCCAUGAGCAUGCCCAACUUGAAGCGACUCUCUCUUCACGAAUGCAGCACUAUCCCGGCGCCAAUGUUUGACUUCCUGCUACCGCGAUUGAUCAACCUGACUCACCUUGAUCUGACCCACACUCAAAUCAACGAUUCUGCUCUCUUCGCCAUCCCCGAAACCGCCUGUAUCAGUCACCUGAGUCUGUCUCGCUGCACUCGCCUUCACCCACCUGCUCUGAUCAAGUUUUUGACCACUCACCCGGCGGUUUGUAACUCCUUGGAAUUCCUGAACCUCUUGACAGAUGCCACUCGAUUCCGUCUCUUGGAAGAAGAUGAUGUCACGGCACUGCUGCCCAAGCUGCCUAACACCCUUCGCUCUUUGAACCUGGGUGGAGCGCGGAUCACUUCGGAACACGUCCCGCUCUUGGUCCCUCUGACCAAGCACCUCGAGGAGCUGGGCUUGAGCUCCGCAGAGCUUUCAGUGCAGGAUGUGAACACCUUUUUCACCAAAACGAAGGAGGAUGUGAUCCCCAGCUCUCUGUGUUACAUCGAUCUUGCCAAGGUGACGCAGAUGACGAUCGGUUCCAUCUUCAACAUGAGCUCGUGCCUCCUGCUGUCCGAGCAGAGCUACCCCCUCCAGGUUGUCGAGUUUAGUGACAAGAUUAUUACCCCACUCCGUGAGCGUGGCAAGACCCAACGUGCUUCCGUAGGAUGGACCGUGCGGGAACUUGGUCGCCGCGGCUGGUACGUUCGGGACCCUACUUCCGUGCCCAACUGCCCAAUCGACGAUGGAUCUCGUUCUUGGAAGAUGGGUGCCCGCUGGUGGGGCAUGCGCAAGAUCCCCAUGGCUGUCGGUGAUGUCGGUGGCAUUUACGGACACUACAUGUUCAAGAAAUGA
Molecule: messenger RNA, 1899 nt
Organism: Penicillium verhagenii
Lineage: Eukaryota; Fungi; Ascomycota; Eurotiomycetes; Eurotiales; Aspergillaceae
Product: Leucine Rich Repeat domain protein
Exons: 3
Coding region: 1-1899 (632 amino acids)
Source: RefSeq, a predicted model, not a curated record